Helicoverpa zea (corn earworm) is the source of this 1025-nucleotide messenger RNA. It is a transcript of the gene CPH3, whose product is annotated as pupal cuticle protein PCP52-like. The coding region runs from base 123 to 983 and encodes 286 amino acids. NCBI's taxonomy places the organism in Eukaryota, Metazoa, Arthropoda, Insecta, Lepidoptera, Noctuidae. The transcript has 2 exons. The record is from RefSeq and is a predicted model, not a curated record.
UUUUUUACUUAUUUACCUACAUUAAGUGUUCGAGUAUCCCGGCUGAUCUAUAUUGUAUGGUAUAAAUACCGAUGGACGGACGAUCUGGUCAUCAGUAGCCAUCUGCAGCUCCCAGGGUCAAGAUGAGAGUUCUGAUUGUAUCCGCCCUCUUCGCCGUCGCGGCCGCCGCGCCCUCAGGCCUCUUCGCACCAGUCAUCGUCCCAGCCGUCAGAACCGUUGCAGUACCAGCAGCCAUCCCCACCAUCUCACCCGGAGACAUCCAGGCAGCGGCCAUCGACGCCCAAGUACAAGCUCAAGAUCAGGCCCAAGCCGCCGCUGAUAAAGCCAGAGAAUUAGCUGAACAAGCUACUGAGAACAUCAACGAGAAAGCGAUAACAGACUCAACUGUAGCUAAUGAGCAGAAUUUGGAAGCUUUCUGGUCUGCUGAAGACAAGAAAUGGCAGGCAGUUGAUGCUUUGAAAACUGCUGAAGCUCAGAUCGAUGGUGCUGUAGCUAGCAAUGCUAAUCUGAUUGCUAAAUCUGCUGUCAACGGUGUCUAUCCUUAUGUAGCAGCUGUAGGUGCCGUUGCACCUAUCGUAGCUCCUAUCCCACCAGUAGUCUAUUCUCCCUACGUAGGUGCUACAAGUUACUCCACCCAGACUCUGGUAACUGGACAAGAAAUCAAAACUGAAAUCAAAGAAGAAAACAAGGAACAAGAAGCUGCUGUCAAGACCUCUGAACCAGCGAAAGAAGCCGAACCAGCUCAAGGUGCCAAGGAACCAGAAAAGGCCGAAGCAACCGAGUCCCCAGCAGUCAAAGCCGCUGUAAACUUAAACGAGAAACCUGCAUUAAUUGCUCAACCGUUGGUUGCUCAAAUCGGCCUUCCUAAUGUAUACAGAUAUGACGUGGCGGUCCCAGCAGUUAGUCACGUGGUUGGACAACCGAUUCUGAAGUAUGCUGCAGUCCAACCAGUCCUGGCUCCGACGUUUGUCAAGGCUUGGUAAGAGUGGAGGUGGAAUAAUUAAAAAUGAUAAUUCGAACGACUA